This is a messenger RNA of Ceutorhynchus assimilis (cabbage seed weevil), 2223 nucleotides long. NCBI's taxonomy places the organism in Eukaryota, Metazoa, Arthropoda, Insecta, Coleoptera, Curculionidae. The record is from the annotation of a GenBank genome assembly.
AUGAAUAAAACAGUAAAUAUGUUUGGUGGUAAUAAUAAUAGAGAAAAUGAAAAAAUCAAACAAACGAAAAAAAGAAAAGGAGGUGCGGAAAAGGAAAGGGAAAAAAAGAAAAGACUUUUGGAUAAAAGCGCGGAGAGUUGCCAUACCAUAUCAGAAUUAUUUGCUGCAAAACAAAGAUUGGUGAAUUUGCAAAACGCCAAAGAUAACGAGGCAUCAAAAAACAAAGAAAGUGUUGAUGCUCUUGAACUAGAAAACAAAGAAAACGACAUUUCUCAUUCUCAAGAAUUUCAAGAGGCACCUACAAAUACAACUUCAAAUUCAAAUGAAGAGGCAACUGAUGAAUUGACUCCUUUCGAAAUGGUUGAGCAAAACGUAGUAUCUCUAGCUUCAGCUCCUGUUAGUUCUUUUCAAGAAAAUGUGAAUGCAAAAGCCAAUGAUCAACAGGAAGAAAUCAGCGAAGGUGAAGAUAGGGACCAGGUAGAGGUUUGUUCCUUUAAAAAACCAUCAAACCUAAAAGAGCUGCAACUGUUCCUAAACAGCCACCCUCAACAACCCAUUGACCUUGUUGAAAGUAAUUACAAUGCCCGUUUAAUAUAUUUCAGAAAAUCUGGAUCUAGAAGAACAUGGGUAAGUUUCAACAGUUCAGAAAAAAUGGUUCACUGUUGGGUGUGCUUAGCUUUUGGUAGAGAUACUGGGGUGAAUAGUUUAGCUGCUGGUAUUAAUUAUUCUGUAAAACAUAUAUACACCAGACUUGAAGAGCAUGAAUCAACUAAAGGCCAUAUACUCAGUACCGAAGCUUACUUAAUACAUAAGAAAAACAAAGAUGUGCAUAAUUUGCUUUUUUCAAGUGCUGCAGAAAGAAGAGCUAAAUUAGAAAAUAACAGGAAAAUUCUAGAAAGGGUGAUCGAAACCAUAAAAUUAGUUGGAAAACGUGGUCUAAGCUAUAGGGGCGAUAGCCAGAAUGAAGCGGCAUAUUCCUUGCUAAAUGAGAAUAUAGAUCACGGAAAUUUUCUAGAAAUUGUCUUAGUAAUUUCAAAAUUUGAUCCGUUAUUGCGAAAACAUAUUGAAGAAGUUGCGGUAAAAAGUCAAACCCGUCUUCAAAGAGUAGGAAGUCAUUCAAAAGGCAGAGGUAAUUUGGUAACCUUUUUGUCAAAGUCAACGGUCAAUAACAUAAUAGCUGCAAUAUCAAGCCUUAUUAUGCAAAAAAUUGCGAUUGAAGUUAAAAAUGCCAAAAUAUAUUCUAUACAAAUUGAUACUACUCAAGAUAUAAAUGUAGUUGACCAAUGUUCUAUAAUUAUCCGAUAUGUGAAAAGUAAUAAAACGUCAGGAAUGGAUUUGUUACAAGCCUACCGCAUGGUCGAAGAUACGAUAAAAACCCUCAAAACAUUUUCUCGAGAGUUUGAUAAAGUCGUGGUAGAAACGGAAGAAUUUAUACUCAAAGUGAAUGGGCACUUUAUGGAAAAGGAAAUUCCGCUGGAGGUCAACAGAGAAAUGUGUGCUAGAAGGAGAACACGAAAAAAGAAAUUCCACGAUGAAAAUUGUGAAGAUGAAGCACUCCAAAAUCCAGUGGACAAGUUUCGAGUAGAAGUUUUCAAUGUCACUAUGGACAAAGUAAUUAAUGUCUUAGAAGCUAGAUUUGGGAAGCAUAAAGAAUUGUAUGAGGACUUCGAGUGCUUUCACCCUUCAAAUUUCUCUAAACUUCAAAGUUUCUCGACAAACAUUCUCCAAAAAGUUUGUGAAAAGCUAACCAAGUUUUAUCCUGAUAUCAUAGAAGAUAAUCUACAAAUGGAACUUUUAGAUUUUGGUUCCAAGUGGAAUACGUUAUCAUCAGCAUUGCCAGAAGAAAGAGAAAAUACCAAAGAAGAAUUUAUACAAGAUGAAGCUGGAGCAGAAAAUAACACUUCGCAUAAGUUCUGCAAAAACUGUAUUAGUUGUUGUUACUAUGUUUUGCAGAAAUACAACUUAUAUGCCGAGGCAUACCCUAAUCUAGAAAAAGCUUAUAAAUAUUUACUUACUCUUUCCAUUUCUCAAGUAGCCUGUGAAAGGUCGUUUUCCAAAUUAAAGUUUAUUUUCAAUAGAUUAAGAAGCUGUCUGACUCAAGACUACUUAGAGGCUUUCAUGCUUAUGUCUUGCGAAAAAGAUAUUUUAAUGUCUAUUGAAAAUAACGAAAUUGUGAAUUAUUUGACAAAUCACUGUAAAGGUUUAAGGGAGCAGCUCAUUUAA